GAUUACCACUUAAUAUUUUAUUUAUAUCGAAUUCAAUAUUUGAAGAUUUUGAAUUUUUAUAGUAAUUUAAAAUUAACCUACAAUGAUAAUUGAAUUCACGAUCAAAUAUCUAUAAAUAAAUAGUAUUUUGUUUCUCCGUACCAUAAUUUGUUGCUUUAAUAUUGAUUAGUUUAAUUUAAAUUGUUGAUCUAAAAUUUAAAAUAAGCAAAUUUUGAAAGUUUGAUCGAACAAGUUACACAAGUAUAUGAAAAUAUCUUGAUAUUUAUAGGGAGAUACAACCACAAAUUUUGGUUUUAUGUUAAAGGGAGGUGUAUAUGUCCCUAUCAUGUUAAGAGUUUAAAUUGGUAGACAUAGGACAAGUCAUUUGUAACUAAAUUUAGUUUUGUAGAACAAAUUCUAAUCAAAAUAAUUUGUGUUUUCUUUAGCUGCAAGUUUCUUUUAAUUUGUUCUCUAUGUUUGUUUGUUGUUUUUAUUUCAAUUUUUUGAAGUUUUAGAUCAACAAUUGCAGGGCAUAUCGGAGGCGGAUUCAGAAUUUUGAGUUAUGAGUUAUUGAUUAGUCUGAGUAGCCUGGAUAAAUUAUUUUUUAACUCAUAUAUAUUGAGUUUUGGUUGAAGUUACUGAGUUUUGUUGAACGCGUAACAAAGUACUUAUGGAGUCACAAAGGGGUAGUAUGAUUGAACAUUCAUUUGAUUGUUACUCAGCAGGUUUUCAAGAAUCUCUUGAUGAAUUGCCUGAUUGUUUCACUAUAACUGAUCCUUACAUUUCUGGUAACCCUAUUGUGUAUGCUUCGCGGGGUUUCUUGGAAAUGUUUGGAUAUUCAAAGUAUGAGGUGAUUGGGAGGAAUGGGAGGAUAUUUCAGGGGCCUAAGACUGAUCGUAGAUCGGUUUUGGAGGUUCGUGAGGCGAUACGAGAGGAGAGGGAUAUACAAAUUAGUUUGUUGAAUUAUAGGAAGGAUGGGACACCAUUUUGGAUGUUGUUUCAUAUGUGUCCUGUUUUCGAUGAGAAGGACGGGAGAGUGAUUCAUUUCUUGGGAGUUCAAGUUCCAAUUUUGAGGAGGCCUAAGCCAUCUGGAGUUGGACUAAAUUUAUGCCAAGAUGUAGCUGGCUGUCGAGAGUCCGUGCUUAGGUGUUAUAGAAGGGAAGUUCACUCCAUGAGCGUGGAACGGGCACUGUCUCUGGCAUCAGGUUCAGGCUUGGAUUUCACAGGAAUAGAUGUAGAGGGGCCGUGUGAUGCAAAUGAUCUAGAGAAGAGAAAAGCCACUGCUGUUAUAAACAACAUACUGACUGUGCUGGUACAUGACGGUGAAUCAACAGGCAGACUAGUCCGUGGAAAGAGACAUUCUCAACCUGGGACGGGUCUGCUCGGAGCAUCCUUAAAUAUAUCUCUUGGUAGAAUCAAACAAAGCUUUGUAUUAACCGAUGCUAACUUACCUGACAUGCCAAUUGUCUUUGCAAGCGAUAACUUUCUGAAAUUAACAGGCUUAUCAAAAAAUGAAGUGUUGGGCUAUAACUGUAGAUCUUUUAGUGAGAAGGAGACAGAUUCAAGCUCACAAUUUCGGAUAAAAGAAUGCAUCCAAAAUGAACAACCGUGUACACUACGUAUGUUAAAUUACAGAAAAGACGGAACCUCAUUUAGGCUUCAUAUCUCACCUGUCCGAAAUGCUUCAGGAAAGGUUGCAUACUUUGUCGCUGUUGAGGGUGAAGAUAAUAACGAGACCAAGGAAAAUCAGGGGUUGAGACAGCGUGGUGUCGUUGCAGCAGUAAAAGUUGCUGUGAGAGGCUUGUCAAUGAGUGUGAGAACAUGCUAGUUCUUGCACAAACUAGCUCCAGAUUUCUUCUGUGCUGUUAGUCGCCACUUCGCCACAAAGUCUCAAAAUCACUCCUUUACAGAUGUUACUACCUCACUGUUCUUGUUAGCACCAGAUGAAAUGCAUACAUAAAAGAUUAUAAAUAAGGUAAAUAUUUUGUUUAUCAUCUGUAUAAAAAGGUAGUCAAGUAGAUAUGUAACAAAAAUUUUAUACAAUUUGGAGAUGCGAUCCCCGUACCUCUCGCAUGCUAAGCGAGCGCUCUAGCUACAUCCCCUGGUUGUUGUAUGUUGUUGGGAUUUGUCGAUUCCAUAGUAACUUUUACUUAGGUUGUCAAUUUUUUUCCCCUUGAUGGUUGCAAUUUCAUUCCAUCUAUGAAAUUACACUGAAUAAGUUAUUGUUCAUGGUUGGAAUUA
Messenger RNA from Solanum lycopersicum (tomato), 2220 nucleotides. Its product is annotated as protein TWIN LOV 1-like. Lineage: Eukaryota; Viridiplantae; Streptophyta; Magnoliopsida; Solanales; Solanaceae. Gene Ontology annotation, cellular component: nucleus. The record is from RefSeq and is a predicted model, not a curated record.